AUGCAAGUCCAGUUUUAUAGGGCUCUAUGGGGUGUGAACGAGGAUUUCGAAGUGCUCUUCCCUCGAUUACAGAUGCAAGGGUUUGCUGGAGUAGAAGUCUCGCUUUCUUCCAUGGGAUGGCCUGAUAAAUCCAAGACUGACCGUUUCAGUCAGCUUCGUCUCAAAUAUGGCCUGAAAUUCCUUGCUGGUUUAUACACUGCUUGGGACAACUAUAUUGGAGAUUGGGCUCCGAAAACUGUUGAAGAGCACUUGAUGCAAUUCAAACGAGAGCUGAUUGCCGCCAAGGAGCUUGGAGCUUUUCAUUGCAAUUCUCAUUCUGGUGGGGACAAUCUCUCGGAUGACGAGGCAAUCCAAUUUUUCGAAGGUGCUCUUGCGAUCGAAAAGGAGGUGGGCCUCACUGUAUCUCACGAGACGCAUCGUGGGCGAAUACUCUACUCUCCGUGGCGUACAUACAUGCUACUGAAACGUCUACCUACGCUUCGGCUCACUUUGGAUCUGUCACAUUGGGUAGUUGUAUCCGAACGAUUUAUAUUGAAUCCAACGAGUCCGCAUUAUCGGCAACUAUUAGAAUUGGUAGCAUCACGAGUAGAUCACAUCCACGCCAGGAUAUCUACCACUCAAUCUUCACAAAUUGAUGACCCAGAAGCUACAGAUGGCUGGGAUCCGAUAUGUCGAGAGGAGUUCGAUGCAGUUUGGCAAUUCAUUUGGGACGUGCAGCGUAAAGCUGGCAAACGUGUCAUAACAAUGGACGUCGAGUAUGGGCCGCCGGAAAUCGAUGAUGGUGGAUACCAACGAAAUGUGAUGUGGGUAGCAGAAACUGUGAAUGGUCAACAUGUUGUAAAGAAACGACCUGCCAAAGUUUUAAAUGACCUCGUAGUGACUGAAAAGAGUCGUUUAGAACGCAAGUUCAGUGCAUGGAAAUCAGCACACAAGCUAUAA
This is a messenger RNA of Synchytrium microbalum, 939 nucleotides long. RefSeq lists its product as uncharacterized. Lineage: Eukaryota; Fungi; Chytridiomycota; Chytridiomycetes; Synchytriales; Synchytriaceae. The transcript is spliced from 5 exons. The record is from RefSeq and is a predicted model, not a curated record. The coding region runs from base 1 to 939 and encodes 312 amino acids.